AUUUUUUUGUUUAUUUAGUUUAUACAAAAUAAGAAUGUUCAGAAUAGCUCGAGCUGCUACAUAUUUUCAAAGGUACAAUCGUAACUUUCAUUUGUCUUUGACUUGCAAGUCUGUUAAAAGCGAGGAUAAUGAUCAGUUAACAAGCAAUCCAUAUUUUGAAAAAUAUGCUGAUAAAAUCAAACAGGUUAAAGAGUCAGGAAUAUAUACUAUAAAGAAAGAAAAACAAAAUCUUCAAGUUACAAAAGAGGCAGCUAAAUGGUCUGAGCAGAUUCAACAACUUGAAAUGUCUCUUUCAAAACAGCAACAGCAAAAUGCUGAAAAAGCUGGAUCAAAAUUACCAGGACAACUAGAUAAACUUAUGAAGUUAAAUUUGUUAGAAGAUAAAUCUGGGGAAGAAAUAGGAAAAAUUUGGAAUGCAUAUUUUAAAUCUGCAGACAAUGUAACAGCUGUUAUUCCUCAUACAAUAUUUGAUCACAUCAUGAAAAGAAAAAAAGAAUAUCCAAUAUUUUUAUAUCCGUUGCCCAAAUCAGAAGGAUACGAAUUUGUAUUAUCACAUUUUACAAAUCAAAAUCGUUGUUUUUUUACUUCAUUGAUUAAUUAUCAGGCUCAUGGUGACAAUGCGCCAUGGCAGUUGAGUCUGGUUUACUAUACAGAAUUUAAAGAGAGCAAAGGUAUUGUAUUGAUGGCUGGUGAGUUUGAUGUGAAAUGUAUGAAUGUUUUAGAAGUGCAAUGCUUAGUUCAACUACAACAAUUAUUUUAUGGUACGGAUAGCCCUUCUCGCUUAAAACUGUUGAUGCAAUUCAAUCGUGAACCAAAUUCUUUUAGGCACAUGGAUUUAAUAAAAGAGAUGGAAAGUAGUGAUAUGGUCGUUAAAAUGUAAUUGAAAUUCUAAUAUUUUUUACUUUUAUUUA
This is a messenger RNA of Hydra vulgaris (swiftwater hydra), 911 nucleotides long. Its product is annotated as ATP synthase mitochondrial F1 complex assembly factor 1. Gene Ontology annotation, biological process: mitochondrial proton-transporting ATP synthase complex assembly. Lineage: Eukaryota; Metazoa; Cnidaria; Hydrozoa; Anthoathecata; Hydridae. Gene Ontology annotation, cellular component: mitochondrion. The record is from RefSeq and is a predicted model, not a curated record.